Molecule: messenger RNA, 2883 nt
Organism: Planococcus citri (citrus mealybug)
Lineage: Eukaryota; Metazoa; Arthropoda; Insecta; Hemiptera; Pseudococcidae
Gene: AMPKalpha
Product: AMP-activated protein kinase alpha subunit
Exons: 1
Coding region: 354-1895 (513 amino acids)
Biological process (GO): intracellular signal transduction; protein phosphorylation
Cellular component (GO): cytoplasm
Molecular function (GO): protein serine/threonine kinase activity; ATP binding
Source: RefSeq, a predicted model, not a curated record
UGUAGUAAACACGAAGAGAGAUAAGAGUGUUUGCGUGUUUUCUUAUUAAUUUACGUCGGUAAGAUAAUCAUGAUUUAUUUUCUUUGAGUUUGAUCAAAUAACUAUUUUAAAAUGUGAUUACGUUCGAAGACGAACGUUCUAAAAUUUCCAAUCGAUUAACUCGUUUUAGUGUUUGACGAACGCGAAAUAUCGAACGUGAAAAUCGGACAUAGUGCUCGGUUCCUUUAGCAGAAGUUCCUACAACAUCAGGAAGUAUCGAACAAUCUCAAGGUUACAAUAUGGUAUAAUGUUGUGAAAAAAUCACUCGCAAGCUUAUAUUUUUCGAUCGAAUAGCUCGACCAAGUUAGACCAAGAUGUCGGAUAAACCUCAGAGUGUUAAAAUAGGCCACUACAUCUUAGGCGCAACCCUAGGCGUUGGCACUUUCGGUAAGGUGAAAAUCGGAGAACAUCAGUUGACCAAGCAUAAGGUAGCUGUGAAGAUCCUGAAUCGCGAGAAAAUCAAAAGCUUAGAUGUAGUCGGUAAGAUACGUAGAGAAAUACAGAACCUGAAGUUAUUCAGGCAUCCGCAUAUUAUAAAAUUAUAUCAAGUCAUCAGCACUCCUACGGAUAUAUUCAUGAUCAUGGAAUACGUUUCGGGAGGCGAACUAUUCGACUACAUUGUUAAACAUGGCAAACUAAAGGAACACGAAGCUCGCAGAUUUUUCCAACAAAUCAUCUCCGGCGUUGACUACUGUCAUAGGCAUAUGAUCGUUCAUCGUGACCUUAAACCAGAAAACUUACUGCUGGAUCAUAAUCUGCAUGUGAAAAUAGCCGAUUUCGGAUUAUCGAACAUGAUGACCGAUGGCGAAUUCCUACGUACUAGUUGCGGAUCUCCUAAUUACGCAGCGCCCGAAGUAAUCUCCGGUAAAUUAUACGCCGGACCCGAGGUAGAUAUUUGGUCGUGCGGUGUAAUCCUGUACGCUCUGUUGUGUGGUACUUUACCAUUCGACGACGAACACGUACCAACUUUGUUUAGAAAAAUUAAAUGCGGUAUAUUCCCGUUACCGGACUACCUGAAUAAAUCAGUCGUCUCGUUGCUCUGUCAUAUGCUUCAAGUAGAUCCGAUUAAACGAGCUUCCAUCGAAGAUAUCAAGAAACACGAAUGGUUCCAGCGCGACCUACCUACUUACCUGUUCCCAUCGCCUAUCGAACACGAUUCCUCCGUCAUCGAUACCGACGCUGUGAACGAAGUAUGCGAAAAAUUCGGAGUCAAAGAGCAAGAAGUACAUAACGCUUUGCUCAGCGGCGACCCCCACGAUCAGCUGGCUAUCGCUUAUCAUCUAAUCAUCGAUAACCGUCGUAUAGCCGAUGAAGCAGCCAAAGCCGAAAUCAAGGAUUUCUAUUUCGCCAGCAGUCCGCCUCCCGUAUCAUUUAGUCCGAGCGAAUCACUCUCUCAGAGUCCGUUUAAACCGCAUCCCGAAAGAAUCGCCCCAGCUCGUGAGAGAUCACUCACCAAAGACGGAUUCAUCGAUCGCAACAAGAAUGCUAAUAAGAAAGCCAAAUGGCAUCUAGGUAUUCGAUCCCAAAGCAAACCGAACGAUAUCAUGAACGAAGUAUACAGAGCUAUGAAAGCUCUGAACUUCGAGUGGAAAAUAAUCAAUACCUAUCACGUUCGAGUCCGCCACAAGAACCCGGUUACCAAACGUUAUUCGUUGAUGUCGUUGCAGCUGUACCAAGUAGACCAUAAAAGUUACCUUCUAGAUUUCAAAAGUCUCAGCAGCGAGCAAGACGCCAAUUCUCAAAAUAACAGCACCGAAUCGGAAGAUGUCUGUAAACGAAUCCCUCUCAAUGCUGGAAACCAUACGAUGGAGUUUUUCGAAAUGUGCGCAGCGUUGAUCACUCAGCUCGCUCGUUAGGGAAAACCCAGCAACCGGUGAAAACCAAAGCUGAUGGAAUGUUCGCUUCGGAUUAUUUAUUUAGAGUAUUUUUUAAUUACCUAUGUACCUAAAGGUUUCUUGAAUUUUCUUCUUCUCUUCGUAGUGUUAUUUCUAUCAUAGAGCUUUUUUGCCCUACCUGGAUUAAUGGGUCGUUGUAUAACGAAUAAGGUGGUUGCGACGAUUAUAAAUUUAUUUUUAAUGACAGUAACGAUGAAUUGUUACUAUUUUUAGCCAUCGGAUUUUUUUUCUUCUUUUUAUUAUUUUUAAUUACAUUUAUAACUAUUAUUUUUUGUGUAUUUCCCCCCUUCUCUAACAGAAUGAGUUAUGAUGUAUUGUGAUUGAAUUAUUCGGUCGUGUUUUCACGGCCUUGUUACGUGUACCAUUUAUUUUUAAUUAUUUAUAUCUCUUGUUUUUUUUUUUUUUUAGCAGUUCGCUAGACUACGGAAUGUUAUCGAGAGUAUUUUUUUUUUCUUUUUUUACUUUUUAAUCCGCGUUUCUAUCGAAUGUUUUCUGUUUUUUAAUUAUUUUGUUUAUUUGGUACGAUAUGAUGUUUACGACGGUGUGUUUUUCUUUGAUAAUAAUAUCGCGUAAAAUGUUACUAAAAAUGCAUCGAGUCGCGAUUGUAUUUUAAAUUUUUAUUAUUUUUUUAAUUACCGGAGAUGUGAAAGGAAUUAUCUACGUGUAUGAUUUUCAUCAUUGUCUUUUAUUUUACUCGCCUAUAUGAUAGGCGUUACUUGGAUUUACCAUCUUUACGAGUAAAAUGUUUUUAUUUUUUAGCCGUAACUCCAUUUUGCUAUUUACCUACUCGUUUUAAUUCUUCGUGUUUUUGUGUAACAACAGCUUUUAAAUUUUAAUAUCUACGUGAAUUACAAUUAUUUUUGAUUGUAUUAAUCUGUACACCGAUUUGAUUGUGUAUUUGCAAUGCAUAUGGAAUAAUGUUUUUUAUGGAAUAAAUUUUUUAUGCGGA